This is a messenger RNA of Lathyrus sativus (Indian pea), 864 nucleotides long. The record is from the annotation of a GenBank genome assembly. Lineage: Eukaryota; Viridiplantae; Streptophyta; Magnoliopsida; Fabales; Fabaceae.
AUGGCUGCGGCUGCACAACCGAAUGCUGAGCUGUUGGAAUGGCCAAAAAAAGAUAAGCGGCGCUUCUUGCAUGCUGUUUACCGUGUUGGUGAUCUUGAUCGCACCAUCAAGUUUUAUACUGAAGCUUUAGGAAUGAAGCUUUUGAGGAAAAGAGAUGUUCCGGAAGAGAGAUAUGCCAAUGCUUUUCUUGGAUUUGGCUCUGAACAAACUAAUUUUGUUGUGGAGUUAACUUAUAAUUACGGAGUGACCUCUUACGAUAUUGGAACUGGCUUUGGACAUUUUGCUAUUGCAACUCCAGAUGUCUACAAAUUUGUUGAAGGCGUUCGGGCUAAGGGCGGAAUUGUCACUAGGGAGCCCGGUCCAGUUAGUGGUGGGUCAACUGUUAUUGCCUUUGUGAAGGAUCCUGAUGGUUAUAUUUUUGAAAUUCUCGAAAGAGCUUCAACCCCCGAGCCAUUAUGCCAAGUAAUGCUUCGUGUUGGUGACUUAGAACGUUCAAUUAAGUUUUAUGAAAAGACUUUGGGUUUGAAGCUGGUGAAGAAGGUUGAUAGACCUCAAUACAAGUACACUUUAGCUAUGCUUGGAUAUGCAGAGGAGCAUGAGACAAUUGUGUUGGAGCUGACAUAUAACUAUGGUGUUACUGAAUACACCAAGGGAAAUGCUUAUGCACAGGUUGCUAUUGGCACUGAUGAUGUAUACAAGAGUGCUGAGGUAGUCAACAUAGUAACUCAAGAGCUUGGAGGGAAGAUUGCCAGGCAACCAGGGCCAAUUCCUGGCCUUAACACAAAGAUCACUUCUUUCUUAGAUCCCGAUGGAUGGAAAACAGUGUUGGUUGACAAUCAAGAUUUUCUGAAGGAGCUGGCGUGA